Lodderomyces oxycetoniae is the source of this 3219-nucleotide messenger RNA. RefSeq lists its product as uncharacterized. The record is from RefSeq and is a predicted model, not a curated record. Gene Ontology annotation, cellular component: SWI/SNF complex. Lineage: Eukaryota; Fungi; Ascomycota; Pichiomycetes; Serinales; Debaryomycetaceae. Bases 1 to 3219 code for a protein of 1072 amino acids. The transcript has a single exon. Gene Ontology annotation, molecular function: histone binding; DNA binding. Gene Ontology annotation, biological process: positive regulation of DNA-templated transcription.
AUGAGUUCUCAGUUGUCAGAUGAGAAAAAUCCCGAUUUGCAAAAUCGAAAAAGUCAAGAUGAUGGAAAUGACGUGUUUCUGCAAGGUUCACAGGAUGAAGGUGACCGAGAUAAGCCUGAAACUGAGCAAGAAAUUUCAGUGGAACAACUGGAUGAAAAACAAGUAGAAGAAAUGAAUGCAUUACACCAAGAGAAGGAGAAAGAACAAGUGCUACAAGAUCUAGAGCUGGACUCUUUGUCUCAUUCAAAUGCUGAAAAAAUGAGUGAUAGAGAUAGGUCGGUUGACGAAUUGAAUAGCAUAAUUGAAGAGAAGGAAAAUAAUGACAAUAAUGGAGAAAACUUUGCUUUUGAGGAGAAUGAUAAUAAGGAAGGAGAAAACUAUGACAAUGCUUCUGAACUCGACUUGAAAGUCAAUGCAAUUCAUGCUGAAAAUGAACAAAAGUGUGCAGAUGCCUUUGUAGAAGAAAAACUACCAGCUCUUCCAAAAGAUGAAACUUUUAAUGACAUUGCAUUCAAAGAGGAAACUCCUCCCACAGAAACGAAAAAUACCAAUGAGGUAGAAACUUUAGUAGGGAAUGCACAGAGAUCUGACACUGAAAGUAAUGAAGGAGGAGACAAAGAAAGUGGACAACAUGGUGAAAUCAUUGAAACUCGGGAUAUUAAAGACAAUGACAACAAGAAUAGCAGCACCGAUAAGAAAGAAGACGAGUUAAUAAAAAUCGAACCGGAAUUGGAAGUAAAAGGAGAAUCUAAAAUGGAACUGCAACUGGAACUGGAACUAAAACUAAAACUGGAAAUGGAAAUGGAGCUGGAAAUGGAGCCAGAACUGGGACCGGAGAAAGAACUAGAUGAACAAGGUCUUAAUCAAAAGAGUAUACCAGAAGAUAAUGGGUCAGAGAAGAUUAACCACUUUAAUGAGCCAAGCGACAAUACUGCUAUUACGACAACACUUAAUGGCGAGAUUGUAAAUCACCCUGAUUCCAUUGGCAAAAAAUAUGAUUUGGGUAAAAGUAGCAUAGAUGAUAUGGACGUUGAUAUGCAUAUAGAAACGAGUGAAGAAAACAAAGAAGAAAAAGAAAAAGAAAAAGAAAAAGAAAAAGAAAAUGAGAAAGAGAAAGAGAAAGAAAAAGAUGAUGAUGAUGACAAUGAUGAUGAGGCUUUUGCAGAUGCAAAAGGUAGCCAAAAAUACGAGAUGGAAGAAUUGAGACAAGAAGCUGGAGAAGACGAGAUUUUGAAACAAAUUCAAGUUGAUGACCCUCUGUUUGAUGCAGGUUUGGCAAUUGAUGAUAAAUUGAAAGAGGAAUCCAACGCUGAGGAUAAUACAGCAAAGAAGGUUUCUCAAGAUGCAGACCUAAACAAUGAAGAGCCUCUGCUGCAAACUCAUCGUAACGAACCGACUACUCAGUCUAAUUCAGUAAACAUCGUCAGCCAAGUGAAACAGGAACCUGAUGAUCAGCCGUCUUUGAAUAUGUCAGCAAAGGAGACUGCCACUGCCACUACUACUGGUGGUGGUGCUACAAAGCCAGAACCUACCAAAGAAGCCAAAUCAAUGUCAAUGGAAACUGAUGAUAUUGAAGUUCAAGUUGAAGACGAAGACGAAGAAUCAGAGGAAGAAGUUAUAGAGGACAACACUGAAGAACCUGCAAAAGAAGCUCCAAAAUAUAAGCAAACACAUUUGAUAGUGAUACCAUCAUAUGCAAGUUGGUUCAACAUGAAAAAGAUACACAAGAUUGAAAAAGAAUCCUUGCCAGAAUUUUUUGAUUCUACACAUCCUUCUAAAUCCCCCAAAUUAUAUGCCAAUUAUAGAAAUUUUAUGAUUAAUGCUUAUCGAUUAAACCCCAAUGAGUUUUUAACUUUGACAUCGUGCCGUCGUAACUUGGUAGGAGACGUGGGAACUUUAAUGCGGGUGCACAGAUUUUUAAACAAGUGGGGCUUAAUCAACUAUCAAGUGAGACCCCAAUUCAAACCAGGGUAUGCUCUCGAAAAAGCUCCAAAUGGACUGCUGGUUGAGCUACCCUAUACUGGUGAUUAUCAUGUUAAAUUUGACACGCCCCGUGGACUUUUUCCCUUUGAUACAUCUAGGAUACCUCCGGAAAGAGUUGAUGUUAGCAAAUUGAGAAAACUUUUACAAAUCAAUAAUAGCCAUACUAGUCCAACGAUGAGUGACAACAAUGGUGAGAAUAGAAAGCAUAGCGCUACAGAUGAUAUCCCUGAUGACGUUAAGCAACCGCUCAAGAAGAAGAAGAAGAAACAAGAUGAUGAUGGUUGGACUGUAGAUGAGUAUUCCAAGCUCGUGAAUGCAGUCAAGACGUACAAAAAUGAUUGGUAUCAAAUUGCCGAUGCAGUGGGCUCGAACAAAACCCCGCAACAGUGCGUGCUCAAAUUUUUGAAGAUGCCAUUGGAAGAUAAAUUUGAUCCAGCCAGAUAUGAUGUCAAGGCAAUAGCAGAAUUGUUGAAGUUUUCGUCGAACUAUCCUGUGAACUCGGUCGAUAAUCCUGUUUUAGCCAAUUUGGUAUUUAUGACCAGAAUAGUGGAUUCCGAAGUUGCCAAAGUAGCCAGUGAAGCUGCCAGCAAAGCUAUGGAUGAGUCUAUGAAACAAAAGGUGACCGAGGUGUAUGGGGAUAAAGAGGAAAAGAAAGCAAGUGAAGGAGAAUCAACGACUGGAAACAAGGACACGAUUUUGGAACAAAAUGGACACAGGGGUCGAGACCCUGAUGAGAAAGAUGCGAUGGCGGCCACAUUUGGUAUUGUAGGGGCCAGAAGUCAUUUAUUUGCAUGUUACGAAGAACGGGAGAUGAAUAAGAUCAGUGCCAAUAUUAUCAAUCAUGAGUUGGCUAAGGUUGAAACGAAAUUGUCUAAAAUCGAGGAAUUGGAGAAGAUAUAUGAGCGUGAGAGGCAGAACUUGGCCAAGCAAGUCGAAUCUAACUUUAUGGAUCGAUUAGCAUUGACUAAAUCUACCAUUGGAGUUAUAAAGAAGUUGGAAGAGGCAUGCAAUCUACUUGAGAGUAGGAGUGAAGGGAAACCGGACGAAGUGCGCAGCUUGAUAGAUGAUGCCAAAGUUUUGUUAUACAAGCCAACGAAACAACUGUUGGAGGAGAUUCAUACCAAACUGUCGGAUGAUACUAGUUUGGUAUCUAAAAGUAACGCUGAUUAUCAAAAUGACGAUUAUAAGCCAUUGUCAUUGACCUCUCCGCAAACAUUCAGAGUGUGGGCACCAUAG